AUGGAAGAGAAGAAAAAGAAAGGAUCCUGGGAGCCACAAAGCUUACAAACUGCUAUUGAUAAGGUCAUGUCAAAAAAACUGAGUGUAAGACAAGCUGCAAUGCAAUACAAUAUUCCUAAAAGCACUAUACAUGAUAGAAUAAAGGCCCUAAAUCGAGGAGAAGAGGUAUCAAUGAAACCAAAGUUAGGUAGGUUCACAAGCGCCUUCCCAGCAGAGUAUGAACAAGUCUUGGUGGACCACAUUAAAGAUUUAUCGAAUAGAUGCAUGCCGUUCAUGAAAAAUGAGUUUUUAAAAUUAGCAUAUGACAUAGCUGAAUUCAUGAAGAUUCCUCAUCGAUUUAAUAUAGAAAAAGGCUGUGCUGGUAAACAUUUUUACUACGACUUCAUGAAAAGGCAUUCUGACAUUUCGUUGAGAGCACCGGAAUCGACAAGCAUGAUGCGCGCCGUAGAAUUUAACAAACCACAAGUGGAUUUAUUCUACGACAACCUUGAAAAGCUGAUGAAACAGUGCAAAUUCACACCCUCAAGAAUUUAUAACUGUGAUGAAACUGGUGUCAGUGGCGUGCACAAACAUCAAAAAGUUCUCGCUCCGAAAGCCAUGCGUCAAGUAGGUAAACUUACUUCUGCUGAAAGAGGCAAAAACAUCACAGUUUUGUUCUGUAUGAGUGCUAACGGUCACUUCAUACCCCCAUUUUUCAUAUUUCCUAGGCAAAGAAUGAAUGAACGGCUUAUGAUGAAUGCUCCAGCUGAGAGCAUCGGUGUGGCCCAGCCAAAAGGUUGGAUGAAUAGUGACUUUUUUUUGCAAUAUCUAAGAAUAUUCGUCAAACACACGCAACCAACCAAAGAGAACCCUGUGCCAUUGGCGGUAAUCAAUUUUUGCAGAGAAAACCAUAUUCACUUGAUGAGUUCACCACCACACACUACGCACAAGCUCCAGCCUCCGGACAGGACAUUUAUGAAGCCAUUUAAAGAUGCAUACAACCAACAAUGCGACUUGUGGAUGAGAACAAAUGCUGGAUGUCGGAUAACGGAUUACGACAUUGCUGGCAACAUACCACUAGAACAAACAGAAACUUCAUCGAACGCACUAAACAACAAACAAGCUAUCGUGAUAUCAAACUCAAUCAGAGAAGAGCAAAUGAAAGAAUCUGAACAAUCUAUUAGUGAGCCUAUAACCACAAGUCCCAAACCGUCGACAAGUUCUGCUCCCGAUCUUCUUCAGAUAAUCCAUAACUUAUCACCGUUGCCUGACGCAGCAAAAAAACGAACAGCAGCUCGAAAAAGAAAGAGUGAACGAAGUGAAAUUUUAACUUCAUCGCCAUACAAAAAAGUGGCAGAAGAAAAAGAAAAUGAAAAAAACAUGGAAGAUAAAAAGAAGGAAAUAAAAUCUAAGUUUGAAGUAGCAAUGGGAGGUAAAGGAAAGCAAACCAAAGGAAUUAGAACUAAAGAAAAGGGCGUAGACAAGGGAAAAGAAGCGACAAACGAGAAACCUAAAGAAAAGAAAGGAAGUGAAGUAGAACCAUUAACUGAAACAUCUAACACAAAUAUAACAAUUUGCGUAGUUUGCUUAGAAGACACUGACGAAGACUGGGUCCAGUGCUUAUCCUGUCGUGGGUGGGUACACGAAGCAUGUGCAGACAUUCCAGAAAUUAGCCUACAACCAGCGUAUGAUGCACCAUUUCCGGUAGUGAAACGCAAUGAUAAAGUAUUACACAUUGCGCAUCAACGGAAAACAGGUCGCUGUGUCGACCGCUUGAAGCCGGACUUUCUGGUGCAGCAAGAAAUGCCACCACCAGAAAAGGAAGAUGACGACGGUAGCCAUCUAGUACCUAUGUUAACCACGCGUACCACCAGCCCAAACGCCGCCGCCGAGUAUAAUGCCACAAAGAAACAACGAUAG
Messenger RNA from Dalotia coriaria, 1899 nucleotides. RefSeq lists its product as uncharacterized. Gene Ontology annotation, cellular component: nucleus. The record is from RefSeq and is a predicted model, not a curated record. The transcript has 3 exons. NCBI's taxonomy places the organism in Eukaryota, Metazoa, Arthropoda, Insecta, Coleoptera, Staphylinidae. Bases 1 to 1899 code for a protein of 632 amino acids. Gene Ontology annotation, molecular function: DNA binding.